Ostrea edulis (European flat oyster) is the source of this 1911-nucleotide messenger RNA. Its product is annotated as ras-related protein Rab-20-like. Bases 164 to 799 code for a protein of 211 amino acids. Gene Ontology annotation, molecular function: GTPase activity; GTP binding. Lineage: Eukaryota; Metazoa; Mollusca; Bivalvia; Ostreida; Ostreidae. The transcript has 5 exons. The record is from RefSeq and is a predicted model, not a curated record.
UUCCGUAGCAAUUUGUAUAUCCGUUUUGUGUUUCUGGUGGGAGUGACAUGAUUGUAUGAUGACUGUGUGUCACUUACAAAAAUAGUGACACAAUGCUCACGGGAAGAUGCUUGGAAAUGCCGAGACUUAGUUUAAAAUUGUAAGAAAGAAAAAUAGUGACGUGAUGGCUGGAGGUCCGAAGAAGAAAGCGGAUCUGAAAGUGAUCAUCAUGGGAGACUAUAGUGUUGGGAAGACGUCAUUCAUUGGCCGAUACAUUGAUGGAGAAUUUAAACAACAUGAAGCUACAAUUGGUGCAGCUUUCUUCCUGAAGCAGUGGGGCCCUCACAAUAUUGCUAUCUGGGAUACGGCUGGAGAUGAGCGAUAUACAGGUUUGUCUACGUUUUACUGUAGGAAUGCCGGCGCUGCCAUCUUAGCUUUUGAUAUGUCCAUUGUCAACACAUUCGAAUCUCUGUGGGCCCGGUUUAUUCCUCUGUUAGAUGCGGCCAAUGAGGACUGUAUCAAAGUUGUGGUCGGCAUGAAGCUGGAUGCAUUGGGUGAAGACCAGAGGGAAGUGACUACUCAGGAGGGAAAGAAAUUUGCCCGAGAAAUCAAUGAAAAAAUUGACAUCAGUAAACUGCCCAAUGAACCAUACUUUGAAACGUCCAGUAAAACUGGACACAAUGUGACGGAAGUUUUUGAAUACAUUUUUCAGCAUUGCCUUCCGUUGUCUGCAGCACAACUCCGUGAUUCAAAGAAUGCUGACACAGUGGACCUGAAUUAUAAACGUGAAUCGAAUCAAAGCAAGUGUUGCCAUAAGUGAUUAGAGCUCCCUCAGAGUCUCUAUUUCUGUUUUGCAUAAUUAUGUUCAAUAAAUUGUCAUAUGUUCAUCACAAUUCCCGUGUAUAUUGAUAAAACAAUGUACUACAGUAAAAGAUGGUAAUAUGGUGAACAUGCUUAUAAUGAAUUCACGCUUAUAGCGAAGUGACUUUUAUUCCUUGUAGUUUUGACAUAUAUGAUGAACUUAUUGAAUGUAACGCAUUACAUUUAUAAUGAUUCAAUUUUGUUCAUCCCCAGCACUUCGCUGUGUGUUUUACUUUAUACUCAUAAAACAAUGACCAAAUAGUUCCAAACGUUAGUUGAUGACGAGAGAAAAUUGGAGGCAAGACCAAUUAAGACAGCACUUACUAAUAGAGUGUUCGGUUUUUUUGGCCAGAAUAUUUUAGCAAACCAUACAGACUAAGGUAGCUAUAUCAAAAAUCUACAGAUAUAUUCAUGUGAAAAAACUAUAAACCAUCCAGUAGAUUUUGUGUUAUGUACAGUGAAUGAAAAUGUUUUUAUAUUUUUCAUUUCUUUUGUGUUAUCUCUCUGCUUUUGUUUUGUUUAUGCUUGUAUUUUUAUGUGAGAAAUACAUGUCGAUGUGUAUUGCAUUUAUUUUGAAUGACUUGUAAACAUGGUAAAGUCACUUCCUAUAAUCUCCUGAAAACAGGAGGAGUAGGUUUGAGGUGAAAAAGGGAAAUAAUCAAGACAUUAUUUUAGAAUCACCAGUUUUUGUUUGGUGGAUUUUUGGUGUAUUGAAGAAAAAAAUACUGUAAGCAUGGGGACUUGAAUGUUGUUUAAUAUUCGCUAUACAGUUCAGUUUCUCUUGUUCAUCAAAGAGUAUUUGUGGACAUAUCAACACAAUAAAAACAAUGAAAUUAAGUCACCCGUGAAAAUAUAGGAUCUUGCAGUAUUUUUCGUCUUUUAAUCUUAUUGGAGAUACAAAAAUCACUGAUAGUAUCAUUGUGAAUUUGAAGGACAAUGACUGAUUUUUUCAGGUUUGACGAUAGAAGCCAGAGGUAGUUUCAAAAUGAACCCAUUGUGAAAGUAUAUUUCUGUGUAUUUUACUAUUCAAGUUUUGUACCAACCAGUAUAUUAAAGCCAUACCAAUACCCA